AAGGCUUCUGAGGCAGACAUCACACUCAGCCCUUCCGAAGAGCCUCGCAAAAAGACUCUGAGGUCUCCAGAACCACCAUUUAUCGCCAACCUACCUGCUACGCCCGCCACAAACGCCUCCGGCACGAUGGACUCCGAUGAUGACUUCAACAGCUCUAUGAGCGGGGAAGACUUUGAGGAUCAGGACAGCGAUAUGGGCAUCGAAGACGACUCCGACUUCGACAUGGACCAGGACGACGUUGGGUUUGAGACACAGGAUAAGGAUAUCAAGCCUACGAGACAGGCUCACGAGGUCGACUUCAAGGUGUUCGAUCCUGCACAGAUACAAGCACAACAGGACGGGCAAAUCGAUGAGCUAUCGAGCAUACUGUCGCAACCACCAGAGGCAUCCGCAAUACUUCUUCGAUACAUGCGCUGGAAUAAGGAACGUCUGAUCGAGCAAUACAUGGAAAAGCCGGAGGAGAUAUUGGAGAAUGCAGGGCUCGGACAGGAUGCUCAGACCAACCCUCCGAAGCUACAGCAGAUCAAGGGCUUUUGCUGCGACAUCUGCUGCGACGACAGCCCGGACAUGAGCACCUUUGCGAUGAAGUGCGGGCACCGAUUCUGCGUAGAGUGCUACAAGCAGUAUCUCUCGACCAAGAUCCAAGACGAAGGCGAGGCUGCGAGGAUAAGAUGUCCCGGUGAGGGCUGUACCCGCAUUGUCGAUACAAAGUCUCUGGAUCUCUUGGUUUCCACAGAUCUCCACGAUAGAUACCACACGCUCCUCACACGAACGUACGUUGACGAUAAAGAGAACCUCAAGUGGUGCCCCGCACCCGACUGUAAAUACGCUGUACAGUGCGGUGUGAAGAGCAAGGACCUUAACAAGAUCGUGCCAACCGUUCACUGCGACUGCGGACACAUGUUCUGCUUUGGAUGCACCUUGACCGAUCACCAGCCAGCGGCCUGCUCCUUGGUAAAGAAGUGGCUGAAGAAGUGCGAAGAUGACAGUGAGACUGCCAACUGGAUAUCGGCCAACACGAAGGAAUGCCCGAAAUGCGUCUCGACUAUAGAAAAGAACGGAGGCUGUAACCACAUGACGUGCAGGAAGUGUCGACACGAAUUCUGCUGGAUGUGUAUGGGUGUAUGGUCAGAGCACGGUACCAGCUGGUACAACUGCAACCGCUACGAGGAGAAGAGCGGCUCGGACGCGAGAGACGCACAAGCCAAGAGCAGGCAAUCGCUUGAGCGAUACCUGCACUACUACAACCGAUACGCCAACCACGAACAAUCGGCGAAGCUUGACAAGGACAUCUACCUGAAGACCGAGAAGAAGAUGCAACAGUUGCAGAACUCCACAGGCAUGUCGUGGAUCGAAGUUCAGUUCCUGGACCAGGCGUCACAAGCGCUUCAGCAGUGCCGACAAGUUCUGAAGUGGACGUACGCGUUCGCGUACUACUUGGCAAGGAACAAUCUGACAGAGAUUUUCGAAGACAACCAGAAGGAUCUAGAGAUGGCGGUAGAGAACCUCAGUGAGAUGUUCGAGAAGCCAAUCGACCAGUUACAGGGGCUCAAGGUUGAGAUGAUGGAUAAGACGUCAUACUGCACAAAACGACGCAUCAUCUUGCUGAACGAUACGGCCGAUAAUCUCAAGCAAGGUACGUAG
Messenger RNA from Boeremia exigua, 1644 nucleotides. RefSeq names its product ankyrin repeat and IBR domain-containing protein 1. Gene Ontology annotation, biological process: protein polyubiquitination; ubiquitin-dependent protein catabolic process; positive regulation of proteasomal ubiquitin-dependent protein catabolic process. Gene Ontology annotation, cellular component: ubiquitin ligase complex; cytoplasm. NCBI's taxonomy places the organism in Eukaryota, Fungi, Ascomycota, Dothideomycetes, Pleosporales, Didymellaceae. The annotation marks the transcript as partial. Gene Ontology annotation, molecular function: ubiquitin protein ligase activity; zinc ion binding; ubiquitin conjugating enzyme binding. The transcript has 3 exons. The record is from RefSeq and is a predicted model, not a curated record.